Messenger RNA from Ascochyta rabiei, 363 nucleotides. RefSeq lists its product as uncharacterized. Bases 1 to 363 code for a protein of 120 amino acids. Gene Ontology annotation, biological process: endosomal transport. The transcript has a single exon. Lineage: Eukaryota; Fungi; Ascomycota; Dothideomycetes; Pleosporales; Didymellaceae. Gene Ontology annotation, cellular component: BLOC-1 complex. The record is from RefSeq and is a predicted model, not a curated record.
AUGUCUUCGCCAACGUCUUCCACCACGGCUCAGCAGCAAAGCGAAGCGCGGGCAGCAGUGCUUGCAUCUCUUUCCUCAAUUGGCACAUCAGUCGAUGCCGAUCUUCGCACGCGUACGGCAGACCUGCACGCCAACUCUGCAGCCAUUGCCAAGCAGGAAAAGGAACUUGCAAAGCAGACUGCUGCGCUGAAGAAGGAGAGCGACAAGUGGCAGAAGCUUGGUGAUACAAGCACAAAAAAGCUAAACGAGAUUGGCGACGUGCAGAACUGGGCCGAGAUGUUGGAGAGAGAUUUGCUGGUGUUGGAAGAAACCCUCAGGCUCGUAAACGACAACAAGGCCAGUGGUGUGUUGAGGGAAGCUUGA